CAAACUGCGCCAACUAACCAUCGCCUUGCCAUUCUUUGUUACAGACAGAGAAUCGGAAAGAUGCUGGUAGAAGUGUUUCGCACUGCCGCCAACAAUGGGACGAGGCUUAACGUCAACGAAGUCAUGCAGUUGGUGCAACAGAUCGUCGAAGAUCCUGACAUGCAAAUCCGACUGGACCUAAUAGAACAUAUCCCACACGUGGCGACGAUCUCUCGCAGCACGCCGCACGAGGAACUUAUCUACGAUUAUGUGAUCAGCAUCAUUAUCAGAUAUCUAAAAGAUCAAGAUAAUCAGGUACGAAUGACAGCACAGACAGCAGUAUUGCUGCUCACUAAAAGAGGGUUCUUCGAUAACGCCACGAUAGAGACCAAAUUCUGCCCCGUUAUAGAAUCUUUGUGUACGUCCGCCGAUUUCUCUGGCAUCUCUCUCAUGUGCAAGAUGGCACCGCUUAUCGGUAAAGAGAUGACGGAACGGAUCUUUCUGGACAAAUUCAUCGCUCUCUGCGAGGACGACGAAUUCUUCAUGAGGAAGGUUUGCGCGUCGCACUUUGGUGAACUGUGCGCCGCUGUCCGCAGAAAAACUCUUUUCCGAAAAUUGUUUCCGAUAUUCGUCGAUUUGUGCUGCGACGAAACAUGGAGCAUCAGAAAAGCGUGCGUGGACGUUAUGAUGCCUGUCUCGUGCUGUAUGACCCUCGAGCAUCGUCGAUUACUGCUGGCGGAUCUUUUGGCCACGCAUUUGAACGACGAAUCGAAAUUGGUGCGAAUGUCUGCCUUUCAAAUUUUAGGACCAUUUAUUUCUACGUUUGCGAAACAAUUUACCGGAGUUACUUAUAAUCAACAGGGCGAACUAGUGUUCACCAGUCAACAGGAUAAUCGUUUCAGUAUAAGGUAUUUGUACGAAGGAAUAUUCCCGAUGAAGUGUGCGGUACGAAGUCACACACUCGACGCGGAAGAUCAUAAUUCUAAAGAUAACUCGAAUUCAUCUGUGAUAACGCAAAAACCAAUUCUCGAAGAGGAGGACGACGAGGAGGACGAGUUUCAGGAAGACCAUAUUUCCACAAUGAGAGCUUAUAAGUCGAAGGUACGACGCGUCCAGCCUACCCUUCCACUGGAUGACGAACUCGUCGAAGCUGCCAAAAGAUCCGCCGCGCAGAACAACGUUGAUUGGAAACCGUUGGCCACUGUUACAACCGCGUCUACUAAAGCGUCGUUGUUGGAUGACGUACUAGAAGAAGAUAAAUACCCAGCGGACAAACUCGAAGAGCUUGUCGAUCUGGGCGAUCAAGAGAUCGUGCCUCAGCAUCUGAUCGAUUCGUUCCUGACGAUGGCCGAGCCGGACCAGUGUUUUGGCGACAUGGGCCCGGAUAUCCCUCACCAUUGUGCAUUUAGUUUUCCCGCGGUUGUACUUACCUUGGGGAAAGAUAAUUGGAAAUACCUAAAGCAUGCUUACCAGUCCCUGGCGAACGCGAAACAGUGGAAAGUGAGGCGUACGGUAGCCUCCAGCAUUCACGAGAUCGCUAUCAUACUCGGGGAAGAAUUGACUGUCAGCGAUCUAAUCCCAAUCUAUGAUGGAUUCAUCAAAGACCUGGACGAAGUUAGAAUAGGUAUGCUCAAGCAUUUAGCGACGUUUUUGAAAAUACUCAAGCCUGCCGUUCGGGUCCAGUACCUACCAAGCCUGAAAGAAUUCCUCGCCACCGAUAACGAAUGGAACUGGAGAUUUCGAGAGGAGCUGGCCACUCAGUUGUUGGAAAUUGUAAAUCUGUUCGAUCCUGUGAACGUUGAUCGGUAUAUCGUCCCGUUGGCUCUCGAGCUAUUGCGCGACAAGGUCGCCGCUGUGAGACACGUUGCACUCUCUUUGAUGACGCAAAUAGUAGCGCAUCUUUCAGACAACAAACGCCUGGUGAAAGCGCUGUUUCGAAAGCUCAAGUCCCUCGUAUACGCAAAAAAAUGGAUCAGAAGACAGACGUUUGCCUCCCUGUGCGCUAAAAUAAUUUCAAACAACGCCAUCAGCGGAGACAGGUUUUCGCAAGAGAUGUUACCUACCUUGUUAGAAAUCUCUUCUGACAAAGUACCAAACGUGAGACUAGUUGUAGCAAGGACUUUGUCGGAGAACGUUGUACCUAUGGGGUCAGAAUGGUUGGGAGUUAAGGAAACAGAAGAAGUGGAGAAGAGACUUACUGAAAUGAGAUUAGACCCAGAUAGAGAUGUUCGAAUUUUAGCCGGUGGCGAGGAUAACGUACCAUUAAAUAUAUUGUCGCAAACGAAAACUGAAGAAUCAAGGAACAUAAUUAUCGUAAAAAUAAGUUCAAGUUUUUCACAAAAAACAUGUAUCAUUCAGUGUAGUGAAUACAGAAAAGAAGUGCAACUUAAUAUUGUCGUUAAUGAUCAGAGGACUGACGAUUUCUGCUCUCUUUUAGGCAGGAAACAAUUGGAACUAGAUCUAUUAACAGAUUUUAAGUAUCGAUGGUCAAAAGACAUUAACGCAGUUAUAUAA
This is a messenger RNA of Heterotrigona itama, 2493 nucleotides long. Lineage: Eukaryota; Metazoa; Arthropoda; Insecta; Hymenoptera; Apidae. The record is from the annotation of a GenBank genome assembly.